Acaromyces ingoldii is the source of this 1400-nucleotide messenger RNA. RefSeq names its product S-adenosyl-L-methionine-dependent methyltransferase. NCBI's taxonomy places the organism in Eukaryota, Fungi, Basidiomycota, Exobasidiomycetes, Exobasidiales, Cryptobasidiaceae. The record is from RefSeq and is a predicted model, not a curated record. Gene Ontology annotation, molecular function: O-methyltransferase activity. The transcript is spliced from 3 exons. Bases 47 to 1303 code for a protein of 418 amino acids.
UUACUGCUGCAUGCGAUAGGCCUCCAAUCGAGCACCGCACUGCAAGAUGAAUACCUGGAACAAGGAUGAGCAACUGAAUGCGCUCAAGGAGCUUCGCGCCUCAACUGAUGCCCUCAUAAGCUAUGUUGAGGCGCAAGAUGGAGAGCAGCAGAUUCCUGAAAAUGCAAUGUGGCGCUUUCCCUAUGCUCCAGAGGCCAAGUUCCAGGCCGACAAGUGGCGGCAUGACUACUCUAGGGCGCUCAUUUCCACCCUCAGCCCGACGCAGUAUCUGUGCGAGUUCAACCUCGGCAACCACGAAUGGGCGGCAUUGUCCGCCUUCUACGCGCUUGGACUGGCAGAAUUGCUUCCGAGGCCCGGCCAAAAGGGUGUCUCGGCCGAACAACUGGCCGCGAAGAGUGGUGCUAGCCUACUGCGCCUCCGCACGGUCCUGCGAUCCAUGUCUCGAGUCCACCUUGUCAGUGAGGUCGGCCAUCCGCUCUCGGAUGAGUGGGUCGGCUCUGAGCACGUGGACCUCAUGCGUAAAGACUCGCCCUCGCCGUUUGGGUCCAUGGUCGAGUAUUGCAUGGAUGACGCAGCCAAGUGCGUCAACACGUUGCCGGCGCUCGUCAAGAAGGAGAAUGCCAACAACAGCGGAACGUUUCUUGUCUUUGGCCACCAGGAUCUGUUCUCGUGGUAUGCCACCGAAGAGAGUGGAUACCGAUCAAGCCGCUUCAACCAAGCGAUGCAGUCACUCAACGGGAUUCUCGUUGGCGGCCCCACUGAGGACUAUCCCUGGGACCAAGUAACCGGACUCGCAGUCGACGUGGCUGGCGGUGUAGGCGGACAGACGAUCCACCUAGUAGCCCGCCAUAGUCACCUCAAGGUCCAGAUCCAGGAUCUCAAGGAAGUCAGCGAGGAUGCCAAGAAGCUGUGGGCGACGAUGCCGCCUGCAUGGGCUGACAGGGUUGAAAUUCGGGAGCACGACUUCAACGAGCCGCAACCUGACGACGUGGCAAAGGAGGCACAGGUCUACUUUAUGAGAUUCAUUCUUCACGAUUGGUCCAAUGCAAAAGCCAUCGAGAUCCUCAGAAAUCUUCGCAAAAAGGCCAGGCCCGACGCCAAGCUUCUCAUUCUUGAAGUGGUGCUCUUCGGCAUGGACCCCAGAUACGCGCAGAUCCUAGCCGUCCACCUCAUGGCCGUCGCGGGCUCCAACGAGAGAACAGAGGCAGAGUACGGGGCCCUGCUCAACGCCGGUGGCUGGAAGCUCGAGAAAACGUACAGGACGAGAAGCGUCAUGAGCGUCAUCGAGGCUACUCCCGCAUAGGACCAUUCUGCUCUUCCCUUUGAUGAGAAAAAAAUUAAUGGAGCUCUUGAUUUAUUUCAUUUCGCUAGGGACUUUUGCUAAUGGUAUGCACACUGGU